This is a messenger RNA of Penicillium cataractarum, 372 nucleotides long. Its product is annotated as putative ssDNA binding protein Ssb3. Lineage: Eukaryota; Fungi; Ascomycota; Eurotiomycetes; Eurotiales; Aspergillaceae. Gene Ontology annotation, biological process: double-strand break repair via homologous recombination; DNA replication; nucleotide-excision repair. Gene Ontology annotation, cellular component: nucleus; DNA replication factor A complex; site of double-strand break. Gene Ontology annotation, molecular function: single-stranded DNA binding; damaged DNA binding. The transcript has 3 exons. The coding region runs from base 1 to 372 and encodes 123 amino acids. The record is from RefSeq and is a predicted model, not a curated record.
AUGUCCCUCCAAACCCCCCGCAUCCUCCCCGCCCACCUCAACGCCUUCCACCCCUCCAGCUCAGGCCCGCGCUCAACACACACCGUCCGCAUCCUAGGCACAGUGACCGGACUCCGCGGUGACCAAGCUACGAUUACGUGUGGCAAUAACGGCGAUGUGACUCUCCUCUUGAAGCCGGAUUCGCAUUUGCAGAUGGGCAAGCUUGUUGAGGUUGUGGGGAAAGUUACUGAUUUGGAAGAUGGUCAGGGUCUUGGUAUUCGGGUAUUGGGCACGACGGACUGGGGUAACCCUUCGGACUGCGACUACAAAAUCUACGAGCAAGUCGUCGAGGCCACCCACCGCUUCAAGUCUAUCUUCUACGACGCCGAGUAA